GUAAACCCGGGGUGCAAUUAGUAAACCCGUUAUGUUACGUGAGAAACUAUCUGUGUUGGCUACCUUCAACAAGUCGUAGUGGUAGUAGUGAUCAGCACGAACAAACAACGCACACAACACACUACAUUGAAAUUGAAAACCACCCUAACUAAUCACACACUAUUACUAACCAGUAAGGACCCUCGUUUUCUUUUUCAGUUACUACUCAUUACUCUCUUUCUCUCUUCGAUGGCCGGAAUCCGUUUGCAGCCGGAGGACUCCGACGCCUCCAACCAAGCAAGAGCUGUCGCACUCUCCGCCGCCGAUCUCGUCUCCGACGACGACCGUUCCGUCGCCGCCGACUCUUGGUCCAUCAAGAGCGAGUACGGCAGCACUCUCGACGACGACCAGCGACAUGCCGACGCGGCCGAAGCUCUCUCCAACGUCAACCUCCGAGCCCCCUCAGACUACAGUUCUGACAAGGAUGAAUCUGAUGCUGAAGCAGUUUCAUCAAUGCUGGGAUUUCAGAGUUACUGGGAUGCUGCUUAUGCUGACGAGCUCACAAAUUUUCGUGAACAUGGUCAUUCUGGUGAAGUUUGGUUCGGUGCUGAUGUGAUGGAAGUAGUUGCAUCGUGGACAAAGGCAUUAUGCAGUGACAUUUCUCAAGGUCGCAUACCAAAUCAUGUUGAUGAUGUUAAGGCUGAAGCUGGUGAACUAAGCAAUAAACUUUUAUCUAGUUGGAAUGUACUUGACAUUGGGACUGGCAAUGGUUUGCUUCUCCAAGAAAUAGCUAAACAAGGGUUCUCUGAUUUAACUGGUACUGAUUAUAGUGAACGGGCCAUCAGCCUCGCCCAAAGCCUUGCUAACCGUGAUGGGUUUCCCCACAUCAAAUUUUUGGUUGAUGAUGUCCUUGAAACAAAGUUGGAACAAGUGUUUCAACUUGUCAUGGAUAAAGGGACACUUGAUGCUAUUGGAUUACAUCCCGAUGGUCCUGUCAAGAGAAUGAUGUAUUGGGAUUCUGUUUCAAGGCUGGUUGCUUCUGGUGGAUUACUUGUUAUCACAUCAUGUAACAGUACAAAGGAUGAGUUAGUGCAAGAAGUGGAAAGUUUCAACCAAAGAAGAAGUGCUACUGCCCCAGAUGAUGAAUCAUGCAGAGAUCCCCUAUUUCGAUAUGUUAGUCAUGUCCGCACAUAUCCGACGUUCAUGUUUGGUGGAUCUGUAGGCUCCCGCGUUGCUACUGUGGCAUUUCUUCGAAAAUGAAGCCUGACCUUUUACCCUCGUGAUGAUUUUAGGUCUUUGAUAAAUGGGUUUGGUGUUGUGUUUGUGUAGUUAGAUGAAUUUGUUUAAUUUCUGGUGUUAUGUUCGUGUCGAACCGUAAAUAUUGUUCUUAUUUAUGUGACGAUUUAGUUCCCUUGUCCUUUCGUUUGGGCGAAUAGUUGUUAUCGUAAUUGGAGUCAAUGGAAAAAGGACAGAUAGUUCAGUGUGGCAAAAGAUUAUUUCACUCCAGUUCUUUUUAUGGCAGUAAUUACAACAGAUCUUUAGAUAAA
Molecule: messenger RNA, 1526 nt
Organism: Cicer arietinum (chickpea)
Lineage: Eukaryota; Viridiplantae; Streptophyta; Magnoliopsida; Fabales; Fabaceae
Cellular component (GO): cytoplasm
Molecular function (GO): protein-lysine N-methyltransferase activity
Source: RefSeq, a predicted model, not a curated record